UGCAGAUGCGGACAGUAACCAACCUCUCAGAAACAUGAACCCCGACUGGAGUGAACAAGACUGCCGCAGGAACGGGAUCCAGGGACUAUUACAAGAUAAUAAAGACGGACAGGCUUUCAUUGAAACAGAUGAGGGAGUAAAGGUAGAAGGUGUUUACACACAAGAGGAAAUCUUUGAUCAUGAACAGUGUGCAAGUUUAAUGCAGGUUACAGAGCAGAUGUCUUUGCAAGGUAAAGAAGCCUCAAGACUUGACUUUGUCCAUGUUAAAGCGGAGGCAACUGGACUGGAGCCUGUCCACAUUAAAGAUGAGGCCUCUGAAUUUGAACUUGUCCACAUUAAAGAGGAGGCAAUUGAUCUGGAACUCGUCCCCAUUGCAGGGAAAGUUUCUAAAGAAAAUAAAGUCAAUAUACUGGAAGAGAAUAUAGUUAAGCUGGGCUCUAGCCAUUGUGUUUACUGUCCACCUGAACUGGUCCAUGUGAAACACAAUCAGUCUGUCUCUGAAGACACUUGUUCUAGUGUUGGAGAAGAGGGCACUGUGCUGGGGUCCAUUCCGAGGAAACAUCACACCCCUCAGGAAAGAGCUGCAGGUGGAAAGGAGGAAGGAGCAUCGCCGUCCACUAGCAGCGCAGCGUCAGAUACAGGAAGACACAACUCCACUGCAGCACCCCAGGGAAAAAUCUCUUCUGAUGGCAAAAUGCAGCAUAAGAAACACAGAGAGUCGUCACCACAAGAUGAAUAUGUGAAGAAACUGAAAACACACUCGGUUCAAAAUCUUUCUGUACAAGACAGCAGUUCACUUACUCUGGGUUAUAUAGUGACUCCACAUCCUGAGGUUGUUAAUAAUUCUGCAACCCAGGGCAACUUCAUUCCCCUACAAACUCCUCAGCAGAUUCCUUCAGAGGAGAUCUUGUAUCACUGUACUGAGUGUGGCACCAAUUUCGGUGACCUGGGAAACCUGAAAGCACACCAACAGAUUCAUAAAGAACAGAAACCCCAUCACUGUACUGAAUGUGGAAAAAGCUUCAGAUGGGUAGGUGGGCUUAUAACCCACCAGCGUAUUCACACAGGAGAGAAGCCCUAUCUGUGUACUGAGUGUGGGAAGAGUUUUAAUCAUAGAUUUGGCCUUCAGUCUCACCAGCUAAUUCACACGGGAGAGAAACCGUUUCACUGCGCUGAUUGUGGGAAGAGAUUCAGAGAUGCAGUAAAGUUAAAAGAACACCAGCGAAUUCACACGGGAGAGAAGCCUUAUGAAUGUCCUGUAUGUGGGAAGGGUUUUAGUCGGAGAGACAACCUUAGAAUACACCACAGAAUCCACACAGGAGAGAAACCUUUUGAGUGUACUGACUGCGGGAAGAGAUUUAUAGAGUCAAAUAAACUGAAGAGACACCGUCGAGUUCACAGAGAUUUAAUCAGUUAGGACACU
Molecule: messenger RNA, 1423 nt
Organism: Polyodon spathula (Mississippi paddlefish)
Lineage: Eukaryota; Metazoa; Chordata; Actinopteri; Acipenseriformes; Polyodontidae
Product: zinc finger protein 850-like
Exons: 3
Coding region: 35-1417 (460 amino acids)
Source: RefSeq, a predicted model, not a curated record